UGGUGGGAUGGCAGAUGAGGAAGAAGACCCCGCGUUCGAGGAAGAAAGUGAAGAAAUCGGAGGAGGUGCCGAAGGUGGACAGGGCAAAAGAAAAAGACUUUUUUCUAAAGAAUUACGAUGUAUGAUGUACGGGUUUGGAGAUGACCAGAAUCCUUACACUGAAUCAGUAGACAUUCUUGAAGAUCUUGUCAUAGAGUUCAUCACAGAAAUGACUCACAAGGCAAUGUCAAUUGGAAGACAAGGUCGAGUACAAGUUGAAGAUAUUGUCUUCUUGAUUCGAAAGGACCCAAGAAAGUUUGCUCGAGUUAAAGACUUGCUUACUAUGAAUGAAGAAUUGAAAAGAGCUAGAAAAGCAUUUGAUGAAGCAAACUAUGGAUCUUGACAAAUUUUGUAUUUUCUGAAGCUUCAUUAUCUUCUGUGGAAACUGUAGUAACUAUAUGUCUUCUGUGAUAUUCUGAUAUCUAACCAUGCAAAUGAAUGAAAAGUGGAGAAACACAAAAUUUGCAGCCUUUUUUUCUCAUGUCUUUGAUU
Molecule: messenger RNA, 531 nt
Organism: Elephantulus edwardii (Cape elephant shrew)
Lineage: Eukaryota; Metazoa; Chordata; Mammalia; Macroscelidea; Macroscelididae
Product: transcription initiation factor TFIID subunit 13-like
Exons: 4
Coding region: 8-382 (124 amino acids)
Biological process (GO): transcription by RNA polymerase II
Cellular component (GO): transcription factor TFIID complex
Molecular function (GO): protein heterodimerization activity
Source: RefSeq, a predicted model, not a curated record